Monopterus albus (swamp eel) is the source of this 2849-nucleotide messenger RNA. It is a transcript of the gene cdk15, whose product is annotated as cyclin-dependent kinase 15. Gene Ontology annotation, cellular component: cytosol; nucleus; cytoplasm. Gene Ontology annotation, molecular function: cyclin binding; ATP binding; cyclin-dependent protein serine/threonine kinase activity. The record is from RefSeq and is a predicted model, not a curated record. Lineage: Eukaryota; Metazoa; Chordata; Actinopteri; Synbranchiformes; Synbranchidae. Bases 491 to 1858 code for a protein of 455 amino acids. Gene Ontology annotation, biological process: protein phosphorylation. The transcript is spliced from 13 exons.
AUGAUUUAGCCUUACUAGAAGUGCUGUUCUGUGGAUGUUAAAGUCCACCUAACACUUCACACUAAAAUAUUUUAACAACUGUUGGACAGACUGUGAUCAACUUUAGCUGAGGCAUUCAUGUUGCAGGACGGAAUGUAACAACUGUAGAAAUAUUCUCACUUUUCUCCUGAUUUAUAUAUAUAUAUUUUACAGUGUACCCCCCAGUUUAACAUUUUUUACAGAGUACCCGUUGUUUUUGUUAUUUUUUUACGGUGCCUCUUGUUGUUUUCUACACUGAAGUUUGAACAGUAUCACAGUAAAUAGGUUGUAGUUAUGGACAGUGGACACUGGGGGCAGCAAACACACUUGAGUUGAGAGAGGACUGUUGUUUAAAAGUUUGGGGGGGGGCAGUCAUGGGACCCUGUUUGCUGCUGAAACAUGUGGAUCAUAUGAGACAGAAAAAAAGAGGAGGAAGAGGAUCAUAGAGAUUUUAUAGAGAGGAGAAGGAAGGAUGGAGGAUUUGUCCCGGUGGGUGAGGGAGGCUAGGUGCUGGAUGAGGAGGUGCUGUUGUGGUGAGGAAGAGGAGGAUGAGGAGAAGAAAGGGAAGAGAGAAGAAGGAGAUGAGGAGGUGGAGAUGGAGGAUCUCAGCUGCAGAAAAAGCAGGAGCUCAACUUGGCCCCCACCUGCUGAGCAGGAUCCAGAUGGGUCUGCCUUGCCUCUCUCCGGGUCUCAGCCUUAUUGGUUCCAUACACUGCAGGUCCGGCGGCUGCCGGUUCAGAGAGGACGCAGCAACAGCGAUCCACUGAGAGGCCCGAGCAACAAGGACCAGUUCCCCUGGGAACCAGGGCUGCAGUUCGGAGCCGCUCAGUCGUACGUGAGCCUGGAGAAACUGGGAGAAGGCGCGUACUCAUCCGUGUACAAAAGCAUCAGCAGGAUAAACGGGCAGCUGGUGGCUCUGAAGGUGAUCCAUAUGAAGACAGAGGAGGGCGUCCCAUUCACGGCCAUCAGAGAAGCAUCUCUGCUCAAACGUCUGAAACACGCCAACAUCGUCCUCCUCCAUGAUAUCAUCCACACCAGAGAGUCGCUCACCUUUGUCUUAGAAUAUGUGCAGACAGACCUGGCCCAGUACAUGACCCAGCACCCCGGAGGUCUGCACUCACACAACGUGCGGAUCUUCAUGUUCCAGCUGCUGCGAGGCCUCGGCUACAUCCACAGCCGGAGAAUCCUCCACCGAGACCUGAAGCCUCAGAACCUGCUCAUCAGCCACCUGGGAGAACUCAAACUGGCCGACUUUGGUCUGGCGCGGUCCAAGUCCAUCCCCAGUCAGACCUUCUCCUCAGAGGUGAUGACUCUGUGGUACCGGCCCCCUGACAUCCUGCUGGGGUCCACAGAUUACUCCACCGCCGUGGACAUGUGGGGAGCUGGGUGUAUCUUCAUCGAGAUGCUGCAGGGGGCGCCAGCAUUCCCUGGAGUCUCUGAUGUGUUUGAACAGCUCCAGAAGAUCUGGGCGGUCCUGGGUGUGCCAACUGAGGAUGGCUGGCCUGGAGUCAGUCUGCUACCCAAUUAUAAACCAGAGUGGUUUGUUCAAUCUAAGCCAAAACAGUUUAAAACCAUUUGGAAAAGGUUGAACCAGCUGCCCUACAAGACCGAGGACCUGGUCCAAAGAAUGCUGAAGGGGGUCCCCACACACCGGAUCUCAGCUCAGGAUGCUCUGCAGCACCCAUACUUCAGCACGCUGCCUCCUUCCAUCAUGCACCUCAGAGACACAGUGUCAAUCUUCAAGGUUCCUGGUAUCUAUCUGGAGACAGAAGUCAGAGACAUGUUCCACCCCGGUAGGAAGCUCCAACUCUCCCUGCUGCAUGCUGCAAAAAACUGGUAGUUAAACCGCCAUCAGUCUGAGGAGACAAGCAGAGGGGUGAGCAGUCCUCAUCUGUUUAGUAUAGAUUUGUGUAUCAUACUUCUUCCUUAUUUUAAUUGUUAGAAUGAAGCUAAUCAGCUAAUCUCAUGGCUGUGUCACAAUAAAACCAGGUAUGAUGUUUAACAAAAAAUUCAUGAUUACGUUGAACCUUGAAGGAAGUUAUUAAUAAGGAAGUAAGUAAACAGACUGUUUAGCCAUUUUUAAACUGAAGCUGUUUAUUCUUUAUAUAUCAUUGAAAGGAAUGGAAGCAGAAAUUUUAGUUAGAUUUCAUGAACUCUGGUCUGACUCAUUUUAUUCUGCUUGAUGUUUUAUUUUCCUGUCUUUAGUGUCUUACCUUCAUUAGUUGUUAUUUAAUUCACUUGGAUCUGCAGCUGGUGUUGUUUUUGUUCAGCAAAGAAACCACUUUCCUUUAAAGUUUACGCUUAAUUAAUCAGUUUUUGAGGAAUUUGACAUCUGUCUGUUGGGCCUUGUUUAUUUCUUUGUCUUUUUUUUUCAUUGCAGAGUUCACUUAGUUCAUCAAAAACCUAAAAUAAACAUGUUUGUCUGUGCUUCUAUAAAAAAUUUAAAAAAAAACUUUGAGAACAAAACAAAAACUGGUACCGUCAAGUUGUUGUGUGUUCAUGUAUAAAUAUACAAUUAGUAACUGAAGAAAUAUAGAGUUUUGUUUGACUGACAGAAAGUGAAAUAAUGUGAACGUUUGAUUUGUGAGAUAAAAGAGAAGGAGUCGCUGUUUGUGCAUAUUUAACUCUGUGUUUUUACGUCGGAUAUUUGUUUGAUGAGAGAAAAUUGAUUCACGACACUCGAAGACAGCUCAUCAUUAAUAAAUUAAAAUGCACAGGCGCCUUUGAUAACCAGCCUCUGAAGAAUCACUAGUUUAUUUAACCUGAAAACUAGUUUUCUUUGUUUGUUUUUUUUUUUUUGACAAACUUUUGUUUUCAGAGGAAUUUCUCAG